UCAGCAUUCGAACAUAUCACGCCAAGCUCGUGGCUAGGUCCGACGGGGGAAUAGCCAUGACGUCUAUCGGUGCUUACCAGACUGGUUGACCGGUGGAGAUGCGUCGACUUGGAGAUGUAUAGCACAAAAACCGAUCUAAAUGAUCAACCUCGGUACUGUGCGUGGAGCAUGGAUAUUUGUUUGUUUCGUUGUAACAUUUAGCCUCAUCUCGCUAUGUAUCUGGUGUUCCGAAGUGAUUGGGUGGACAAAACUUCUUGUACUUACUUUCUGCUACCUAGGAUACGGAGUCCCCUCUAGAUACAGAGUGGCCAUUCGACAAUCGAUGCUUGAAGCUUCAUGAACCCAGCUUUUCAGAGAUUCUACUAUCUGGAG
Suillus subalutaceus is the source of this 372-nucleotide messenger RNA. RefSeq lists its product as uncharacterized. Bases 140 to 340 code for a protein of 66 amino acids. The transcript has a single exon. Lineage: Eukaryota; Fungi; Basidiomycota; Agaricomycetes; Boletales; Suillaceae. The record is from RefSeq and is a predicted model, not a curated record.